GUCAAAGUUGAAGGGUUGAAUCCAAUAUGGCGGCUAACAAACGAGUGCUGUAUGUUGGUGGCCUUGCAGAGGAGGUGGAUGAGAAGGUGUUACAUGCAGCUUUCAUUCCGUUUGGAGACAUCACAGACAUCCAGAUACCAUUAGACUAUGAAACAGAAAAGCACAGAGGAUUUGCGUUCAUUGAGUUUGAAUUGGCAGAGGAUGCUGCAGCAGCUAUUGAUAACAUGAAUGAGUCUGAGCUUUUUGGUCGGACUAUCCGGGUCAACACCGCCAAGCCCAUGAGAAUCAAAGAAGGUUCUUCUCGACCAGUGUGGUCGGAUGAUGACUGGCUGAAGAAGUUCUCAGGGAAGACCUCAGAGGAGGCUGAAGCAGAGACAGCGGGUGGCGAGACAACCAACACUGCAACACAGGAAGACGAACCCCCGGCUAAAAAGGGCAGAGUUAAUCCUCAGGUCUACAUGGACAUCAAGAUUGGAAACAAGCCGGCAGGAAGACUACGCUUUCUUCUUCGGGCUGACAUUGUUCCCAUGACAGUAGAGAAUUUCCGCUGCCUGUGCACGCAUGAGAAGGGCUUUGGCUUUAAGGGCAGCAGCUUCCAUCGUAUCAUCCCUCAGUUUAUGUGUCAAGGAGGAGACUUCACCAACCACAACGGCACCGGGGGCAAAUCCAUCUACGGACGGAAGUUUGAUGAUGAAAACUUUGUCCUCAAACACACCGCGCCAGGGCAGCUCUCCAUGGCCAACUCUGGGCCAAACACUAACGGCUCGCAGUUCUUCAUCACCACCGACAAAACAGACUGGCUGGAUGGCAAACAUGUGGUGUUUGGAGAUCUGGUGGAAGGGAUGGACGUGCUGCGUGCAAUGGAGGCUCAGGGAAAUAAAGACGGCAAGCCGAAGCAGAAAGUCAUCAUCUCUGACUGUGGAGAAUAUGUGUGAACGAAAACAAAGCGCGUGCUUGUUUGUAUUUGUCUGCGGAGACAGUGUGUCUGAGUGUGUUUUCAUGGUCUUUUGUACUUUGAAUACACGUCAUCUGCCAUGUAAAUAUUUCAAUAAACACCCUUUUUUUUAUAAAAAGAAA
Messenger RNA from Epinephelus fuscoguttatus (brown-marbled grouper), 1077 nucleotides. RefSeq names its product peptidylprolyl isomerase E (cyclophilin E) (gene ppie). Gene Ontology annotation, biological process: protein peptidyl-prolyl isomerization; protein folding. The record is from RefSeq and is a predicted model, not a curated record. Lineage: Eukaryota; Metazoa; Chordata; Actinopteri; Perciformes; Serranidae. The coding region runs from base 27 to 935 and encodes 302 amino acids. Gene Ontology annotation, cellular component: intracellular membrane-bounded organelle. Gene Ontology annotation, molecular function: RNA binding; peptidyl-prolyl cis-trans isomerase activity. The transcript is spliced from 10 exons.